CUGGCUCCAGGGCCGGAGCCGUGACGUCACGGCGGCUGGAAGUGCCCGGCGGUGGCGCGGGAGGGGGUGGCCGAGCCGGCGCCUUAUAAAGCUGAGCCCGCGAGGCGCGCAGAGCCGCAGCCGCGCGUCCCCAGUGUCACCCCAUCCCCAUCCCGCGGGCCACCGCCCCCUUGGACCUGGUCAUCUUGCCACCGCGGCCCUCUAUCCCCACCCCCCGUGGGGUGGGUAAGCGACAGCUUGAGUGCCGAGCAAAAGGGACAGAACACCUGCUUUUUGGGGUGCUGGCGCGGGGCAUGAGGCGAGGGGCGCGAUGUCGGUGCCGCUGCUCAAGAUCGGGGCGGUGCUGAGCACCAUGGCCAUGGUCACUAACUGGAUGUCGCAGACGCUGCCCUCACUGGUGGGACUCAACAGCACAGUGUCCCGCGCGGGCUCCUCGGAGAAAAUCACUCUCUUCCAGAGCCCGGAAGAGGGCUGGCAGCUCUACACCUCAGCCCAGGCACCCGAUGGCAAAUGCAUCUGCACAGCUGUGAUCCCUGCACAGAGCACCUGUGCCCGAGAUGGUCGGAGCCGAGAACUUCGGCAGCUCAUGGAGAAGGUCCAGAAUGUGUCUCAAUCCAUGGAGGUCCUGGAGUUAAGGACAUAUCGGGAUCUCCAGUAUGUUCGCAGCAUGGAGACGCUCAUGCGGAGUCUGGAUGCAAGGCUCAGGGCAGCUGAUGGGUCAGUCUCGGCCAAGAGCUUCCAGGAACUGAAGGACAGGAUGACUGAGCUGCUGCCCCUGAGCUCGGUGCUGGAGCAGUACAAGGCAGACACACGGACCAUCGUGCGCCUGAGGGAGGAAGUGAGGAACCUUUCUGGCAACCUGGCUGCCAUCCAGGAGGAAAUGGGCGCCUACGGGUACGAGGACCUGCAGCAGCGUGUGAUGGCCCUGGAGGCACGACUCCAUGCCUGUGCGCAGAAGCUGGGCUGUGGGAAGCUGACAGGGGUCAGUAACCCCAUCACCAUUCGGGCCAUGGGGUCCCGAUUCGGCUCCUGGAUGACGGACACAAUGGCCCCCAGUGCAGACAGCCGGGUCUGGUACAUGGAUGGUUAUUACAAAGGCCGCCGGGUGCUGGAGUUCCGUACUCUGGGAGACUUCAUCAAAGGCCAGAACUUCAUCCAGCACCUGCUGCCGCAGCCAUGGGCAGGUACAGGCCAUGUGGUGUACAACGGCUCUCUGUUCUACAACAAGUACCAGAGCAAUGUGGUGGUCAAGUACCACUUCCGGUCGCGCUCCGUGUUGGUGCAGAGGAGCCUCCCGGGGGCUGGCUACAACAACACCUUCCCCUAUUCCUGGGGUGGCUUCUCGGACAUGGACUUCAUGGUAGACGAGAGCGGGCUGUGGGCUGUGUACACCACCAAUCAGAAUGCGGGCAACAUUGUUGUCAGCCGGCUGGACCCUCACACCCUGGAGGUCGUGAGGUCCUGGGACACCGGGUACCCCAAGCGCAGUGCCGGGGAGGCCUUCAUGAUCUGUGGCGUCCUCUAUGUGACCAACUCUCACCUGGCCGGAGCCAAGGUCUACUUUGCCUACUUCACCAACACGUCCAGCUACGAAUACACGGAUGUGCCCUUCCACAACCAGUACUCUCACAUCUCCAUGCUGGAUUACAAUCCCAGGGAACGGGCCCUGUAUACCUGGAACAACGGGCACCAGGUGCUGUACAACGUCACCCUCUUCCAUGUCAUCAGCACUGCUGGGGAUCCCUAGGUGCCCCUGCAAAGGCUGUGGGGACCCUUCCCACACUGCCUGUGACCCCUCAGCCUUCUCUUGGUCAUGCCCUUCCCUCCUAGAUCCCUUCUCUCCCCACCUUCCCAGCCCAGCUUUCUGUUCUCUGUAUACCCAUCCAUGCAUUUUCUCCAGUUUACUGAUCUCUGCUUUUGAUACUUCACUUCUGAGUCUUUCUGCCUUUUUAUGGAUGCUUCUCUCCCUCGGUUCACACCGUCCUCUCCCCCCCCCCCCCCCCCCCCCCCCCCCCGUUUCCCACACACUCCUUACCCCUCACUCCCUCCGUACCUCUGGAUCUGAGUGCAUGGAUUUUUGUUUUAAUUUAUUAUUUACACAUUUUCUUUCCGGGUUGCCAGAAUAAACUGGACCUUUGACAUUUGA
This is a messenger RNA of Peromyscus californicus insignis, 2146 nucleotides long. It is a transcript of the gene Olfm2, whose product is annotated as olfactomedin 2. NCBI's taxonomy places the organism in Eukaryota, Metazoa, Chordata, Mammalia, Rodentia, Cricetidae. Bases 311 to 1747 code for a protein of 478 amino acids. The transcript has 6 exons. The record is from RefSeq and is a predicted model, not a curated record. Gene Ontology annotation, biological process: signal transduction.